Molecule: messenger RNA, 1213 nt
Organism: Meloidogyne enterolobii
Lineage: Eukaryota; Metazoa; Nematoda; Chromadorea; Rhabditida; Meloidogynidae
Source: the annotation of a GenBank genome assembly
UUUUUUAAAUUAUUUUUCACUUAAAUCUCCAGCCACGAAUUUGUUUUCAUUGCAGAAUAUGCCGAUUUUCGGCGACUCCUCUCCUUAUGAUGAAAUUGUUGAGAAGGUGACUGCUGAUACUUUGACGAGUGAAAAUUGGGAAUUAAUGAUAGAUAUUUGUGAUCGUGUAAAUGCUGAUGGAAUUAAGGGAUGUAAACAAGCUCUUCUUUCUGUCAAAAAGCGUCUCAAUCAUCGAGAUCCCCAUGUUGUUUUGUUUGCACUUUCUCUUUUGGAUUGUCUUUGGAGUAAUUGUGGACAAAAAUUUAGACGAGAAGUUUCUUCAAAAGAAUUUAUUGGAGAAUUGAACUACAAAUGCACAAAUGUAGGAAGACAAAAAGAACUAAUUUCAAGGGCAAAAGUCAAACGGAAUUCUUAUAGUCCAUAUAAAGAAGAAAGUAACCGAGUUGUAGCCGAAAAGGCGCGGAUUUUGGUCAAAAAAUGGGUUGAAAAUGAGUGUAGCAAGGACAGUUCUCUUUCAAUGAUCGAAAGCCUAAGUUUUGAUAACGAUCCAACUUUAACUAAAAAAGCGCCAAUAAUUAGUAAUGAUCCAAAUGUUGUGAGUAGUGAUCAGGAACAGGCAGAUAUUGCUAGAGCAAUUGCUUUGUCUCUUCAAGAAAGUGGUGGUAAUAAACAACAAAAUUCAACUAAAGCAAAUAAUUCUUAUCCGGCACUUUCUUCUUCUGAUUUUAAUUCAAAUGUUAACUUUCCAAAUUCGUCUGGACAUCAACCACCUCCAGUUGCCGCUAAACAAGCCCGUGCUCUUUACGAUUUUGAAGCUGCCGAGGAUAAUGAAAUUAGUUUUACUACUGGAGAGAUGAUUACUGUUUGCGAUGAUAGUGAUCAAAAUUGGUGGAGAGGUGUAAAUUGUCGAGGUGUUAAUGGCCUUUUCCCGGCUAGUUUUGUAACUACAGACUUAACUAAUAAAGAACAACCAAAUUUGCCAGUAGCAAAAGAUUCAAAUGAAAAUAUUGAGGAAUUAAACACUUCUACGGCAACAAUGAAAGUCCAAAUUGACGAAAAUAUUUUGCUUAAAUGUAUUGAAUUAAUUGAAGAUUUGGAUCCGUCAUUAGAUGCUUCUUCUGAUCCUCCUGAACUUGCUCUUCUUGAAAAUAAAGCGAUGGCUCAAGCACCUUUAAUUGACCAAAAACUUAUGAAAAUUGAUAAGGUUUUUUAA